CCCGCCUUUGGUUCUUCAGUUCCGGCCAUUUCCCUCACUCUUUCUCGCGUUUCUUGCAGUCGCGGCCGACGGCGCGUUAGCGUUUUCCGGUUCGAUACGCCUUCGUUUUAGCUCCAAUUGCCGCAUUUGCCCUUGGAUUUCCGGCUCUGUUACUCCGAAGGACGCGGCUUGCUAAACGUAAUAUUGCCCUGAAGGCCUGAACCAUUUUUGAUGCUGAGAAAGUCACUUUGUAGAAGUUUCUUCAUUUGAUUGUUGUGGUUGGAGGACAUAUAAUUUUUGUUAAGCAUGAAGGAGGUUGACAAAAGGAAAACUACCAAUACUAAAACCACCAAGCGAUCAGGAAGAACUGAAAGGAGAGACAAUAAGUUGAACCAAGGGACUACUGGCAAGAAUUUGAAUGGAAAAGGAACUGAAUCUAAAGAGUCUCAUGCUAGAACAGACCCUGGUACGUUAGUAAGUGAUUUGAACAUGGGUACAAAGGCCUCGGAAGUUGAUGACAAUGAGGUCAUACAUUAUGUGGAUGAUGUGAAAAAGUUUGGGGAGGCGCCUCAAGAUUUAAAAGCAAACCCAAUGAUUUCCAUAGAAAACAAUGAUGAAGAUUCAGAUGGUCAAUCUAGUGAUUUGGAAAAGGAAGCAAAGCAGGGGAAGGAAGAGGUGUCAGAUUGUGAGACCUUGAAGGAUUCGGUAUCAUCUCAAGGAGAAUCCACUACAUCCGCGGAUGAGAUAGGUGAAAGCCCUUCAAGGGUACCCAAAGUUAUUGGAAGAAAAGAUUCCUCAGAGAGCUCUCAUGGAUCCAGGGAGAGAUCUGGUCAUGAUUUUAGUAAGUCAAAAUCGGAGGAUCACACUCGCAAACAAUCCACAGCGUUACACAAAGGGCCUUCUGGUGUUGCCAGCAAAGGUUCUUCAAAAAAUGAUUCUGGCACUACAGAAAUUCCCAUAAAACCUUCAUCAGAAUCAUCCGAAGUGGUUGAUGACAAGAGUGUCAAAGAGAUGAAAGGAAGUGAUAUGGUUGAUACGUCUUCAAAUGGUGCACGGAGUAUUGGAAGUGACAAUCAAACUAUAGAUGCAGAUGAAAUUGAUGAACAAGAGGAUGUCACAGCUUUGGAACAGAAGGUUGAUGAAAUGGAAAUGAGAAUUCAGAAACUUGAAGAAGAACUGCGAGAAGUUGCUGCUCUUGAAAUUUCCCUGUAUUCUGUGGUUCCGGAGCAUGGGAGCUCCGCACAUAAAGUGCACACACCCGCCCGACGCAUUUCUCGACUUUUUAUUCAUGCUUGCAAACAUUGGACUCAGGACAAGCGAGCCACAAUUGCUAAGAACACUGUAUCAGGGCUUGUUCUAAUUGCAAAGUCCUGUGGUAGUGAUGUUGCCAGGUUGACCUUCUGGUUAUCCAAUACUGUUGUGCUAAGGGAGAUCAUAUCUCAAGCAUUUGGCAGUUCACGUCACUCAAGUCCUUUUUCUAAGUUUGAGACUAAUGGUACAAGCAAGAGAAAUGAUGUGAAGUCUGCAGCACUGAGAUGGAGGGGUAGUCCUGGUAGUAAACAAAUGAAUGGCUUCAUGCAGUUUGCUGAUGAUUGGCAAGAGACAGGAACCUUCACAGCCGCAUUAGAAAGAGUUGAAUCCUGGAUUUUUUCUCGGCUAGUUGAGUCCGUGUGGUGGCAGGCUUUGGCACCACAUAUGCAAUCUCCAGUUGAGUAUUCAUCAAAUAAUAAGACACCAAGGUUGUUGGGACCUGCCCUGGGUGAUCAAAACCAAGGCAGCUUUUCUGUUAACCUGUGGACAAAUGCUUUCCAGGAUGCUUCUCAACGACUCUGUCCAGUUCGAGCCGGGGGGCACCAGUGUGGCUGCUUGCCUGUGCUGGCUAGAAUGGUCAUGGGACAAUGUGUAGCGAGGCUAGAUGUUGCAAUGUUCAAUGCUAUCCUCCGUGAGUCAGUACAUGAGGUUCCUACUGAUCCAGUGUCAGAUCCCAUUCUUGAUUCCCUAGUUCUACCUAUUCCUGCUGGUGAUUUGAGUUUUGGAUCUGGCGCACAACUAAAAAAUUCUGUUGGAAAUUGGUCUAGAUGCUUAAGUGAUAUGUUUGGCAUGGAUGCUGAUGAUUCCCUGCAAGAAACUCAGCUUGGAAGUGGGGACGAUGACAAGCAGAGUGGAGAUGGUGAACCAAAAUCCUUCCUUCUUCUCAACGCCUUGAGUGAUCUUCUGAUGCUACCAAAAGAUAUGCUUAUGGACCGCUCUAUCAGAAAGGAGGUCUGCCCAUCAAUUAGUCUUCCACUAGUUAAGCGAAUACUUUGUAACUUCACUCCAGAUGAGUUCUGUCCAGAUGCUGUUCCAGGAGCUGUAUUGGAGGCACUGAAUGCUGAGAGUAUUGUGGAGCGGAGAUUGUCCGGAGAAUCUGCGAGAAGCUUCCCUUAUACAGCUGCACCAGUUGUGUACAACCCUCCUUCCUCAGUCGAUGUGUCAGAGAAAGAUUCAGAAGCAGGAUCUCCAUUGGAAAGAAAUGUGUCGGCUUUACAGAGGAAGGGAUAUACAAGUGAUGAGGAGCUAGAGGAGCUAGAUUCCCCUCUUACAGCUAUUGUUGACAAAUUACCAUCAUCUCCUAGUUUGACAGCAAAUGGAAAUGGACAUGGAAAACUUGAAGAAACAACAGGUCAUGCCUGCAUGAAUGCAAGGUAUGAUCUCCUUCGCGAGGUUUGGUUUGCGUAAAAGAAGUUUAUGGAGAUCUGUAUCUGUAUUGUUUCCUUAUACUGAAACUAUGGAGAAAACUAAACAGAGAUGUGAAUAAUAUGAAAGGCAAAUAUAAAGACAAUUCAGCAAUUCUGGAAUGCGGCUGUAGGAUUAUAUCGUGUGGAUAGCAAUAGGAUAGGUAGUCCACAUUCCAUCCGCAUCACCGAUACCUCUUAUUCUGUUAUUUCGCUUUUGGUUAGUCGCUUUUGUCUAAAAAAAAGGACGAUAUUCGAUAGAUUUGUUGAAGCCAUAAGGCCUUUGAGUGCUGACUCCAAUAGAUUUCUUGUUUAGAAUACAUAGAGCCAAUGUCUAUGG
Molecule: messenger RNA, 3033 nt
Organism: Fragaria vesca subsp. vesca
Lineage: Eukaryota; Viridiplantae; Streptophyta; Magnoliopsida; Rosales; Rosaceae
Exons: 10
Coding region: 286-2697 (803 amino acids)
Cellular component (GO): nuclear pore
Source: RefSeq, a predicted model, not a curated record